AUGCGUGUAUCGCGAGAAUAUGAGGAUGGAGUCCAAUAUUUGUCAACGGACACCCCUCUUGAAGACAUGAUUUAUCUCAUGAAACGCGAUGGUGCAAUAGUUGUCAAAGGCCUAGUUUCGGAGAAAGAUAUCGACCAGGCAACCAAGGAAAUCCGACUCAGACUGGACGAAGACCUCGAAUGGGAGGGGGACUUCUUCCCCAAACAUAUGAUUGACUCAAAGUUCAUGAUAGAGGAGACGAGAAGAGCACCCGGUUUGAUUGCUAGAAGCCCGACUUACACCAAAACCAACCUCAUGAAUCCAAUAUUCCAGGCUCUAUGUACGCAUUUUCUCACAACUAAGAAUACAUUCUGGUGGGGAGACAAGCAAAAAGAGUCCGUUUCUCUCCCAUACGUUCAUUCGUGUGUUGCGAUCGAGAUCGGCCCUGGAGGUACGGCACAGCCACUUCAUCGCGACUCUUACAUCAACCGUAAUGUUCUGGAUGAAAUCGAUGAAUGGGAUGAUGAAAGAGACCGAACACGCGAAUCUGCCAUGGGCAUGUUAGUUGCAGGAACUCGGAUCACACCAGAAAAUGGAGGAACACAGUUGAUUCCAGGCAGUCACCUUUGGAGCACACAUCGAAAGACACCCCCACGACCGGAAGACUGUAUUGUACCGACCCUCGACAAGGGCGAUGCUUUGAUAUUAUUUGCAUCCCUUUAUCAUGGAGGAGGAACUAAUAUCACGAAUGGGCACCGUCUUACACUUUCUUGCUUUAUGGUAAGAGGCUAUCUGAGACAGGAGGAGAACCAAUAUCUAGCCGUUCCAAGAAAUGUGGUCGAGCAGUACGGUGUUGAAGUCCAGAAGCUCAUCGGCUACAGUAUGAGUGAUCCUGCCUGUGGAUGGGUUGAAGAACUUGAUCCAAUUUUUGUUCUCCAUCCCGAGUUAGCGAGAAUACAAAAGCCGCAGGACUUUUAG
Molecule: messenger RNA, 957 nt
Organism: Penicillium nucicola
Lineage: Eukaryota; Fungi; Ascomycota; Eurotiomycetes; Eurotiales; Aspergillaceae
Product: phytanoyl-CoA dioxygenase family protein
Exons: 3
Coding region: 1-957 (318 amino acids)
Source: RefSeq, a predicted model, not a curated record